Etheostoma spectabile (orangethroat darter) is the source of this 1349-nucleotide messenger RNA. RefSeq names its product ubiquitin-like 3a (gene ubl3a). Lineage: Eukaryota; Metazoa; Chordata; Actinopteri; Perciformes; Percidae. The transcript is spliced from 5 exons. Gene Ontology annotation, molecular function: protein binding. The record is from RefSeq and is a predicted model, not a curated record. The coding region runs from base 649 to 1002 and encodes 117 amino acids.
UUUUCUAAUGCAGGAAUCAGGAUGACAGCUGAACGGGGCGCAAAGGUACAGCAACGCAGUCCGUAACGUUACCGACAGUCGUCACACACUCCCGUUUUAAAAAGAAGUACCGACAGAUUUCGCAAAAGGACGCGUUUUGUACCAACUGGCGGAAGUGUUUGAGGUAAUUGGUGAACGGUAACCUUUAACCUUGCGGAUAUUUUUGUUCUUUUUCACCAAGAGAGAAAAAGAUCCGUGUCCGGAUGUGCCAGCAGUUACGUUAUUGGGUUUUUCGCACGGCGUAGGCACCUUUUCUACAAGCAGGAUAUUCUUGAUGUUUGGAGGGUCGGAGGAGGCCCUCGGGUCGACAACUUAUCCCGCUAACAUUAACUAUACCCCCAAAUCUCCCAAUUUGUGUGGAAAAUGAUCAACGAAAUGAUUGUGCAAUAGAGAGAAGGAAGCGUCGUAAAACGCCUUGACUAGCUACCUCGGUGUAGUGACUGUGGAGAGAGCAAGUCACCGGGAAUACGUUGUGUUUUGGUUUCCUGCUCUAAACCAUAAAAACGACGUUUGUUGAGCUCCAAUAAGGAAGACGAAAAGGGUAUUUGUGUUCUCAUCUUGUGUUGUGUGUGUGUGUGAACCCAUCCGAGGACCGGCAAAACCUUCACGAUGACGGGCAGCACCCCAGCGGACAUGAUAAACCUGCGGCUUAUUUUAGUCAGCGGAAAGACAAAAGAAUUCUUCUUCUCUCCCAAUGAAUCAGCGGCGGACAUUGCCAAACACGUCUAUGACAACUGGCCGAUGGACUGGGAGGAAGAGCAGGUCAGCAGUCCUAACAUCCUGAGGCUGAUCUACCAGGGCCGGUUUCUACAUGGCAACGUAACACUAGGAGCUCUCAAACUGCCCUUGGGGAAGACCACAGUGAUGCAUUUAGUUGCCAGAGAGACUUUGCCUGAGCCAAAUUCCCAAGGUCAGAGGAAUAGAGAGAAGACUGGGGAGAGUAACUGCUGUGUCAUUCUGUAAAUACACACCACCGCCACCUGCCCCCAUCCUUCUCUCCAUUCUCACCCUCAACAUCCUGGACCGAGUGAUCUUGUCCCCUGUCCUGGAGCCUGUCCACAUGCGAUAUGCAUAUGGCAAACACAUACUCUCGCUUUAUCUUUUUUUCCCCCUCUCUCACACAAAGAACAGAAGGCUCAGCUUGAUUCAGCACAGAGUUGGAGCAGAAUUUGAUUAAUGAUAGAGUUGAUUCCUUUGUGUACUUGAUUUGUUUGUCAUAACUGAAAAUUAGUGGAAGAACUGGAAUGCUUUGGGUAUUUUUCCUUAAUGCAUACCUUUUAAGCCUUCUGACACACACCACACACACACAC